CCUUCCCCUGCUCCCCGCCCGCCCGCUGCCGCUUCACCCGCGCGGGCGGCCGCCACGCGAGCUGCGGCCUCCGCCCAGGCGGGGGGCGUCGGCGCCGGGCCCACCAUGGCCGCGUCCGAGCUCUACACCAAGUUUGCCAGGGUUUGGAUACCUGAUCCUGAGGAAGUGUGGAAGUCAGCAGAGUUGCUGAAAGAUUAUAAGCCUGGAGAUAAAGUGCUCCUGCUUCACCUUGAGGAAGGGCAGGAUUUGGAAUACCGUCUAGAUCCCAAGACCAAGGAGCUGCCUCACUUACGGAACCCAGACAUCCUUGUGGGUGAGAAUGACCUCACCGCCCUCAGCUACCUUCAUGAGCCUGCGGUGCUGCAUAACCUCCGAGUUCGCUUCAUUGACUCCAAACUCAUUUAUACGUAUUGUGGAAUAGUCCUAGUAGCUAUAAAUCCCUAUGAACAGCUGCCUAUUUAUGGAGAAGACAUUAUUAAUGCAUACAGUGGCCAGAACAUGGGUGACAUGGAUCCUCACAUCUUUGCAGUAGCUGAAGAGGCUUAUAAGCAAAUGGCAAGGGAUGAACGAAAUCAGUCCAUCAUUGUAAGUGGAGAGUCGGGCGCAGGAAAGACGGUCUCAGCUAAAUAUGCCAUGCGAUACUUCGCAACUGUAAGUGGUUCUGCCAGUGAGGCCAAUGUCGAGGAAAAGGUCUUGGCCUCCAACCCCAUCAUGGAGUCAAUUGGAAAUGCCAAAACAACCAGGAAUGAUAAUAGCAGCCGGUUUGGGAAAUAUAUUGAAAUUGGUUUUGAUAAGAGAUAUCGAAUCAUCGGUGCCAAUAUGAGAACUUACCUUUUAGAGAAAUCCAGAGUGGUAUUCCAGGCAGAAGAGGAGAGAAACUACCAUAUCUUCUACCAGCUCUGUGCUUCAGCAAAGCUACCUGAGUUUAAAAUGCUGCGAUUAGGAAACGCAGACAGUUUUCAUUACACAAAGCAAGGAGGCAGCCCUAUGAUCGAAGGAGUGGAUGAUGCGAAGGAGAUGGCACACACCAGGCAGGCCUGCACUCUGCUGGGAAUUAGUGAAUCUUACCAAAUGGGAAUUUUUAGAAUACUUGCUGGCAUCCUUCACUUAGGCAAUGUUGGAUUUGCAUCUCGAGAUGCAGACAGCUGCACAAUACCUCCCAAGCACGAGCCACUUAUCAUCUUCUGUGACCUCAUGGGUGUGGAUUAUGAAGAGAUGUGUCACUGGCUCUGCCACCGAAAGCUGGCUACUGCCACAGAGACAUACAUCAAGCCCAUCUCUAAGCUGCAGGCCACAAAUGCCCGAGAUGCUUUAGCAAAGCACAUCUAUGCCAAACUCUUUAACUGGAUUGUAGACCAUGUCAAUCAGGCUCUCCAUUCUGCUGUCAAGCAGCAUUCUUUCAUUGGCGUGCUGGAUAUUUACGGAUUUGAAACAUUUGAGAUAAAUAGUUUUGAACAGUUCUGCAUAAAUUAUGCAAAUGAAAAACUACAGCAACAAUUCAACAUGCAUGUCUUCAAAUUGGAACAGGAAGAAUAUAUGAAGGAACAAAUUCCAUGGACACUCAUAGAUUUCUAUGAUAAUCAGCCUUGUAUCAAUCUUAUAGAAUCUAAAAUGGGCAUUCUAGAUUUGCUGGAUGAGGAGUGUAAGAUGCCUAAAGGCACAGAUGAUACCUGGGCUCAAAAACUGUACAACACACAUUUAAACAAAUGUGUCCUCUUUGAGAAGCCACGUAUGUCAAACAAAGCCUUCAUCAUCAAACAUUUUGCUGACAAAGUAGAGUACCAGUGUGAAGGCUUUCUUGAAAAGAAUAAAGACACCGUUUUUGAAGAACAAAUUAAAGUCCUUAAGUCAAGCAAGUUUAAGAUGCUACCAGAACUAUUUCAAGAUGACGAGAAGGCCAUCAGUCCCACCUCCGCCACCUCUUCAGGGCGCACGCCUCUCACUCGAGUUCCUGUAAAGCCCACCAAGGGCCGACCUGGCCAGAUGGCCAAAGAGCACAAGAAAACAGUAGGACACCAGUUUCGGAACUCUCUUCACCUGCUUAUGGAAACCCUUAAUGCCACGACUCCUCACUACGUACGCUGCAUUAAGCCUAAUGAUUUCAAGUUUCCAUUCACAUUUGAUGAGAAAAGGGCAGUGCAGCAACUAAGAGCAUGUGGUGUCCUGGAGACCAUCCGAAUCAGUGCAGCGGGUUUUCCCUCACGGUGGACUUACCAAGAGUUUUUCAGCCGGUAUCGGGUCCUAAUGAAGCAAAAGGAUGUGCUGGGAGAUAGAAAGCAAACGUGCAAGAAUGUAUUAGAGAAACUGAUAUUGGACAAGGACAAAUACCAGUUUGGUAAGACAAAGAUCUUUUUCCGUGCCGGUCAAGUGGCCUAUCUAGAAAAAUUGAGGGCUGACAAGUUGAGGGCUGCCUGCAUCCGGAUCCAGAAGACCAUCCGUGGGUGGCUGCUAAGGAAGAAAUACCUGUGCAUGCAGAGGGCAGCCAUCACAGUGCAGCGAUACGUGCGGGGCUACCAGGCUCGAUGCUAUGCCAAGUUUCUGCGCAGGACCAAGGCAGCAACCACCAUUCAAAAGUACUGGCGCAUGUAUGUGGUCCGCAGGAGGUACAAGGUUCGACGAGCGGCCACUAUUGUUCUUCAGUCUUAUUUGAGAGGCUAUUUGGCAAGAAAUCGAUAUCGCAAGAUACUCCGUGAGCACAAAGCAGUCAUCAUCCAGAAACGUGUCCGUGGCUGGCUGGCUCGUACACAUUAUAAGAGGACCAUGCAAGCCAUCAUCUACCUUCAGUGCUGCUUCCGGCGAAUGAUGGCCAAGCGUGAGCUGAAGAAACUGAAAAUUGAGGCUCGCUCUGUGGAACGCUACAAGAAGCUCCACAUUGGCAUGGAAAACAAGAUUAUGCAGCUGCAGCGCAAAGUGGAUGAGCAGAAUAAAGACUACAAAUGCCUCAUGGAGAAACUGACCAAUCUGGAAGGACUAUACAACUCUGAGACUGAAAAACUACGAAAUGAUGUAGAACGUCUUCAGCUAAGUGAGGAGGAAGCUAAGGUUGCCACUGGCCGCGUCCUUAGUCUACAGGAAGAAAUUGCCAAACUCCGCAAAGACCUGGAACAAACUCGAUCAGAGAAAAAAUGCAUUGAAGAACGAGCAGAUAAAUACAAACAAGAAACUGAGCAGCUGGUGUCAAAUUUGAAGGAAGAAAAUACUUUGCUGAAACAGGAAAAGGAGACCCUCAAUCACCUCAUUGUGGAGCAGGCUAAGGAGAUGACAGAAACUAUGGAGAAGAAGUUAGUAGAAGAGACAAAACAGCUGGAGAUUGACCUGAAUGAUGAAAGGCUGAGGUACCAGAACCUUCUGAAUGAGUUCAGUCGUCUGGAGGAGCGCUAUGACGACCUCAAGGAGGAGAUGACCCUGAUGCUGAAUGUGCCUAAGCCAGGACACAAGAGAACGGACUCUACCCACAGCAGCAAUGAGUCUGAAUACACCUUCAGCUCUGAAUUUGCAGAAACUGAAGACACUGCACCAAGGACAGAGGAGCCAAGUGAGAAGAAGGUGCCUCUGGACAUGUCAUUGUUCCUUAAGCUCCAGAAGCGUGUCACAGAGCUGGAGCAGGAGAAGCAGAUACUGCAGGAUGAGCUGGACAGAAAGGAGGAGCAGGUGUUCCGCAGCAAGGCAAAGGAGGAAGAAAGACCACAAAUUAGAGGUGCAGAACUGGAAUAUGAGUCCCUCAAGCGUCAAGAACUGGAAUCAGAAAACAAAAAACUGAAAAAUGAGCUGAACGAGUUACGCAAAGCUCUCAGUGAGAAAAGCGCCCCCGAAGUGACUGCACCAGGUGCUCCUGCCUACCGUGUCCUCAUGGAACAGCUGACCUCCGUGAGCGAGGAGCUCGAUGUCCGCAAGGAGGAAGUCCUCAUCUUGCGGUCUCAGCUGGUGAGCCAGAAAGAAGCCAUCCAACCCAAAAACACCAUGACAGAUUCCACAAUACUUUUGGAAGAUGUACAGAAAAUGAAAGACAAAGGUGAAAUCGCACAAGCAUAUAUUGGUUUGAAAGAAACCAACAGGCUCUUGGAAUCCCAGCUGCAGUCGCAGAAGAGGAGCCAUGAGAAUGAGGCCGAGGCCCUCCGUGGGGAGAUCCAGAGCCUGAAGGAAGAGAACAACCGGCAACAGCAGCUGCUGGCCCAGAACCUGCAGCUGCCCCCCGAGGCCCGCAUUGAGGCCAGCCUGCAGCAUGAGAUCACACGGCUGACCAACGAAAACCUGUAUUUUGAGGAAUUAUAUGCAGAUGACCCUAAGAAGUAUCAAUCAUAUCGGAUUUCACUUUACAAAAGGAUGAUUGAUUUGAUGGAACAGCUUGAAAAGCAGGAUAAAACUGUCCGGAAACUGAAAAAACAACUGAAAGUCUUCGCCAAAAAAAUUGGUGAACUAGAAGUGGGUCAGAUGGAGAACAUAUCUCCAGGACAGAUCAUUGAUGAGCCUAUCCGGCCAGUCAAUAUUCCCCGGAAAGAAAAGGAUUUCCAAGGAAUGCUGGAGUACAAACGGGAGGAUGAGCAGAAGCUUGUUAAGAACCUGAUUCUAGAAUUGAAGCCACGUGGUGUGGCUGUCAAUCUGAUUCCAGGGUUACCAGCAUAUAUCUUAUUUAUGUGUGUGCGACAUGCUGACUACCUGAAUGAUGAUCAGAAAGUAAGAUCAUUGCUGACGUCAACCAUUAACAGCAUCAAAAAGGUCUUGAAGAAACGAGGUGACGAUUUUGAAACUGUCUCCUUCUGGCUCUCGAACACGUGCCGAUUCUUGCACUGUUUGAAGCAGUAUAGUGGAGAGGAGGGCUUCAUGAAACACAACACAUCUCGCCAGAAUGAACACUGCCUCACCAAUUUUGACCUUGCUGAAUACCGGCAAGUGCUGAGCGACUUGGCCAUUCAGAUCUACCAGCAGCUUGUGAGGGUGUUAGAGAACAUCCUUCAGCCAAUGAUAGUCUCAGGCAUGCUGGAGCAUGAAACAAUCCAGGGUGUGUCCGGGGUCAAGCCCACAGGGCUCAGAAAGCGCACCUCCAGUAUCGCAGACGAGGGCACCUACACCCUGGACUCCAUCCUGCGGCAGCUCAACUCCUUCCAUUCAGUCAUGUGUCAGCAUGGCAUGGACCCAGAGCUAAUCAAGCAAGUGGUCAAGCAGAUGUUCUACAUCGUGGGUGCCAUCACCCUAAACAACCUCCUCCUGCGCAAGGACAUGUGCUCUUGGAGCAAAGGCAUGCAGAUCAGGUACAAUGUCAGUCAAUUGGAAGAAUGGCUACGUGACAAGAAUCUAAUGAACAGCGGGGCCAAAGAGACUCUGGAACCUCUCAUUCAGGCUGCUCAACUUUUGCAAGUGAAAAAGAAAACCGAUGAUGACGCCGAAGCCAUCUGCUCCAUGUGCAAUGCCCUGACCACUGCCCAGAUCGUCAAGGUAUUGAAUCUCUACACACCCGUUAAUGAGUUUGAAGAAAGGGUCUCUGUUUCAUUUAUCCGCACUAUCCAGAUGCGAUUACGAGACAGGAAAGACUCUCCACAGCUGCUCAUGGAUGCUAAACACAUCUUUCCUGUCACUUUCCCCUUUAACCCAUCCUCCCUGGCCCUAGAAACCAUCCAGAUCCCAGCCAGCCUGGGCCUGGGCUUCAUUGCCCGGGUCUGAAGCACUGUCCAGGCAAACAGAGCAUAAGAACAGUCGUUUCCGGUGAGCUGGUGAAAAUGCAUUUCUAAAGAAAGAGCACUGAUCAUCUCUAAAGGAAGACGUUAUUAACUGGAAACCCCCCUGGACCCUUUCACUGGGAAGAGACGCCGUGUCCUGGGUCACCUUUAAAGCACCGUUCUUCUUCAUCAGUUGAGUUUACAUACAGCUAAAUAAUGGCAAGGAGGAAUGAAAGGAGGGGAAGCAGUGUGUGUCUUCAGCUGACAGCAUUGAUUUUAAAUCUUUAGUGCUGCACUAAGUGACAUACAAAAGUACAAUUCCAUAUGUAUGAACUGUUGUUAGCAAGGCACAGAGAAAGAACCGAAAGACAAAUCACCACUGAACACAUAUCAUAUCAGCUUAGGAGCCAAUCAUGUUGAUAUUGUCAAACUGGAUCAAAAAAAUAAACUGGCAAUAUGUAAAGUAGUUGCCCAAGUAACGUCCUUCUGUGUGUCGUCAUGGUACAGCAACUGUAAAGAUGCUGGUUUCCUGGGUAGCGUAGCUGACCUUUUGUACUGUAGCUUACCAAGCAUCUGAAAUUACUGCUGUGUGCCGUCUCCUGACCUAAGUGAUGCUCUUAUUAGGCACUACACAGUGAGCUUCUCUUUCAUCACUCAGUUUACAAUUCAACCAGAUCAGUUUUAACUGGAGUAUAUGCAAUUAUCCACAGGUUCAUCUGCACAAGGAACAGACACUGGAAGUCGUGUAGUAGUAGGACAGGUUGCUUGAUGUUUAGUGUAGAGUUAGAGUGGCUGCCGAUGUCAUUGCUGAUCAGGAUGUGUUACAUUGAUAUGCUAAUUAAUUUUACCUGUGUGGAUAUCACAUCAUGGUAUAGUGUUCUGUAAAAUUACUUAUUUUUAGUUCCCAAAUCUGAUUCUUGCCAUGCAUAUAUUCAACCUUAACAGGUUCUAUUUUUAAUUUAUUAAGUGUUAGCCUCAGUCACUAUCUAGAAAGGACUGUCAGAAUAUUUAUGAUUCAGAUCUUGAAACUUUGAUUAUCCUAUUAAGUUAUUCAAAAAAGACAUAAUAAAUCAUUAUAAUUCAGGGGGUUCAGGUGUUGCAACCUCUAUAAAUGUUCUCAGAUAUCACUGGAUACUUUAAAAACAUCAUAUUAUAAAUACAUUAAGAAGAUUUAUGUAAGAAAUAUAAGAAGAUUAUUACAUUUUAUAGAGGAUUUGGUUUAAGUAAGACCUAGAUUCUGUAAAUUUUCAUUAUGAAAUUCUAAUUAAGCAUAUUCUCCAUUUUUUCCCUGGAAAUCUUAUAUAAUAAAUCCUUUGGGUUAUGCAAGGAAAAAUUCUUAGCUUUUAUUCCUCUGUUCUUAAUUACAAUCAUCAGUUUAUAUAGUUUAACUGUAAGAUGGUCUAUAAUAGUGACAUUUAAAUAUGUGCAAUAUUAUUGAUGAGAGCUAAACAGUUUCAAGUCAAUGAUAAAUACUGUUAUUAAACAGCGGUUAUUGUCCAUUAUCUGACUGGAGCCUGAAUGUCCUUGUUUAUAAAAUAAGAGGGUGGGACAAGUGGUUGUUCCAGCCGCUUCCCCAUUUACAGUUCCCUGUGCUUGGUUCCUAGAGGAAGGAACCAUAGUUACUCAGUCCAUCCUGUUGGAAAGACCAGUGUUUAGUGCCUGUCAGUUCCCUAGGGUUAAUACAGUAAUCACAAGUUUAUAUAGCCACAAUGUUUUCUUAACAUACAUCAUUUAGAUACUUAGAAAAAUCCUAAUAUAUUUGUAUUCUUUGAAAGUUACUUAGUUGAGGUAAUUUUUGUUACAUGAUGAACUGCUUUUUUGUUUGGAGAUUUUGUUUUUUGUAGUGCUAGGAAUUGAACCCAGGGCCUCGUGUAUGUUAAAUAAGUACUAUCACUGAGUUACAGUCUCAACCCUUUAUCAGUUCUAAUACAUUUAUUUAUUUGCAGAACCUAAAACACUAAUUCAACCAGAUUCAGUUUUCAUGGAUUUUCCACCUGGUUUCAGUUACUGCUCCGAGCCGUAACUAACCACAUUAGUGCUGUGUGUCACACCACAGAGGCGUGCGGUGGAGAGUUGCUAAGCGAACAGAGCCAUGUGUAGGCUGUCUUCCCUCCGCCCCAGCAGUCCUCCACACCCUGCUCCCAGCUUAAUCCUGUGUAGACGGCUGAUGUACACCCUGAGUUUUGUCUUCAAGACCACGCUAUCAUAGCCACUGUCCCUGCGGCCCUUUUUCCUUACUCCAGACAUUGGGUCCUACAGCUUCUGGCAAUUUCUCUCAUGUAUUUUUCUCUGCUGUCAAGAACCAGAGCUCCUGCUCCAUAGCUGUUCCCUCUGCAGUUUCUCCUGUUCAGUGACAGUGGCUCAGAGUUUCUAUGAUUCCAAGCUCCAACUCUUUCAAGCUCAAAACCUGGUAGGACACUGUGUGUACUUUGUUAAGGAGGCACCAGGUUUCCGCUGACUAGGUAGGAUCCCCUCCACUCUGUCAUCAGUAUCCCCAGCUUCAGACACACACCCAGCUUCCCUCUGCCUGGCCCACUUUCCCACCUCUUCCCUCAGCCUAAUUUACCGGCCGGAUGGCUUUCUGUGGCCCUGGUUGGCAUGCAUGGGACUCACCGUUUGGUGUCUGCACACGCCUUUCUGUUCUCAUUUUUGUACUAAGGAUAUCAUUAUCACAAAUUAGCCUUUCCAUAAUUCAACAGUGACACACUUGGCCUCCCGAGAAGGAGCUCUUGAAAGGCAUGACAGCCCAGCACCUCUUCCUCUAGCAGCCCCUGCCGGUACCCACCCACUUUCCCUGCUUCACAGCAGCUCGCACCCUUGGAAUCCAAGGUGAGAAGCAUCAGUUUACCCUUUCCUUCCUGCAGCUUUUCUUAGCCUGAGGCUUGAGUCUGCCUUAGAGUAACUCCCAAGCGGGAAAGAUGAGCAUGGAACAAAAUGCACAAAGGACAGCUUGAUGGUUCCUCUGGAGGCUUUGAGCAUUCCACGUGACCUGGUACUGCUUUGAACGCAGAUAGACCAAACUAGACUCCAAAGCCAAGUGGUAGGACACUUAGAUUUGUGCCACCUUAGAUGACCUGCUUCGUUACUGAUCCAUUUCAGUAGCUAAAGAAAGACUCCUUAUGGGUGAGCAAGUGUGUGUGAUACACACCCUUUAAUAGUGUAUACAGGAGACUGGACAUCCUUUGAGUCUCGGUGUCUUGAUUAUUGUGAGAAAUUACUUUUCUGACAGUUCUAGGAAAAGAGGAGCUAUCACCAUUCUGAGAACCCCACAAGGAAUUCACACACACACACACACACACACACACACACACACACACACACACACGCAGUUGAGAGUUCUUCAGGAGGCGUAAUCCAGGGUCCUCUGGGUAAGACCAACCUCUUAGGAUAGAGAGCAAAGGCCGUGUGUGACCCUGCACGGUCCUGUUGAAAGUAGCACAGAAAUAGUACCACAUGCAUGUGCUUCACGCCAGCACUCUCCUUUGUUACCUCACUUCCUCACAGCGUUGACAGGAGAUGGCUCCCACAAUCAUUGUGAAGGUAAUUCAGGACAAUGAGAUGGUCAGUGACUUGCCUAGGGUGGCCCUGCCCUCUAGCAGGAAGGGCAGAGGCUGUUCUGUCCCUCCAGAUGCCGCGGGGUGACCUGGGCUAGUAAAGGUGUUCUUCAUCUUUACUGGUAUGUGGAAUAGACAGUGAGCACCCACUUACUUCUCGGGAAGCCGGGGCACAGUGCAUAUAGCACCAGCUGUGACUCGACUUGCCUUUUGUCACGAAUCAGUGCUCCUUGACAGGGUAUGGACUCUCAAAUUAGAGGUUGUCCGAACUAAAAGGGCAGGAAGCAGUAAAAACCUCAGAUGUGAAGAGGCAAGGCAGGCCACUCUCCACAACCCUGAGGUUUCCCUGUGAGAGCCUGUGGCUGAGCUGCAUGGCCUACAGAGAACUCUCCUCUAGUUUCAAGCUGCUGCUGCUGCUGCUGCAUAGAGGAGCCCAGGACACUAAGUACCUCCUUCCCUGGGGCUGUCCACCCUAGGUGAGUUGGUGUAAGCUUGGAAGCGCCACAGCACGCUGCAGGGGAGGAGCUAGGAGCUGUGCUGUGGGCUUGCAUGCUUGAGCCACAGGCACUUUGUGCUGUGAGUUGUAGUUUGUUGACAGACUGUGCUGUGAGGGCCGCCUUAACCCUUGCCCCCUCCCUUUUAGAGCUGCCUUAAGUCCCCAGAACUUGUCCUCAGUGAGGGAUAUCUUGCCAUGUUUCUUGAGGUUUUGUGAGGAUUUGGAUGGGAUGCGGCUUCCUGUCACUGAUUUCUUCCUCCCUUUCCUGCGUCUCCCUGCCACCUCUGUACUGUCAUUUCCAAACAGAGACUAGAGUUUAUGAAGCAACCAAGGAAAUGUUAGCUUUAAGAGUGUUUCUGGGGUAGGGUAACUCCCGAUGACAGUAAGCAAAUGCGCACGCACCGAAGCAGGACAGAGGUCAGAGUAUUCGUGGGGGUCUCGCCUUUCACUAACCCUUUGGUAAUAAAGGCAAAAAUACAACUCUAAAAACUUUUUGUGGACAUCCUUUUAAAAUGUAAAGGUGCCCUACUGUGAAAGGCUGAGGAAACACAGAGAAGUAGCUGUGUAAGUUCUAAUCCAUUAGAGUACCUAAAUUAACUGUAGAAUUCUGGUCGGUUUCUCAUAGAUCAAAAACUGAAAGAUGCCAUGUCAGACAUCUCCCAAAUGCAUUUGAUACAUUUUUUUAUUUUAUAAUCUGGUCUAGCUAAAAAUGUUAAUUAGCUUAAUGUCAUGAGUAGAAUUAGACUCAUAACAUAUCUGAAAACAACUAACAUUUCCUUGGCAUUGUGAUAUUGCUUGGAAUAGUUGGGAAAGUUUUGGGUUUCUUUUUGAAGGUUGAAAUUGUCAUAUAUAAUUUAAUGCUUAGAAAGCUAAUGCAUUUCCAUGCCUUUUCCAGAGUCAGUAGUUUCAAAUAACUUACUGUUAUUAUGUGUUAUAAAAUCUUAGCCUAAGUCAGGCAAGCCAUUAUUUUUCCUGAAAACAGUGAUUUCUCCUUUAAAUCUGGAUAAGUGUUGUGAUUUAUGUUCCCUAAUGAUGUUUUUUUGUGGGUUCCUGAGGUAAUAUCGAUUUUCUUGUGUUCUUGGAAAGUUUCAAUUGUCCCAACAGUAUUGCACAGAUGAGUCCAUGGCAUUUAACUUACUGUGUGUUUAUUUUAACUGUUUGUAACUAACUUAUUAUGAAAUGGACCUGCCUUUCAAUACAGUGAAAUGGGACACUACAGUUUUCAAAUCUUUUUCUUCUUUGGAUCUGGAGAAAGAAUUUUCUUGAUCUACACAGUUAAUCUCUGCAAAGUGGUUAGGUGAGGAAGCAGAAAUGCUGAAAGGUGAGAGGCAUUACCAAGCCUCUUCAGGUCUGAACUGAGCCCAUUCCAGAGUGUCUCACGGGAAGUCUUCUAGAAGGUUAACAAUUCACCUCAUAUCAACAAAGCCUUGGAAACAUGAGUUUUUCACUGGAUAUCACCUAAUGCUGAAAGGAAAGCCAAAACAAUAUCAGAAUGACGUUUUAUGCUCUGAAUUUGUAGCUGUCCAACGUUGUAGUUAGUGUGUAUCUCUCAUUAGCACUGUAUUCUCCUAGCUAUUGUAGAAAAUUGUUGAAAUAAAGAUAAGGAUAUAAAGAAA
Molecule: messenger RNA, 11320 nt
Organism: Peromyscus californicus insignis
Lineage: Eukaryota; Metazoa; Chordata; Mammalia; Rodentia; Cricetidae
Gene: Myo5a
Product: myosin VA
Exons: 40
Coding region: 106-5658 (1850 amino acids)
Biological process (GO): actin filament organization; vesicle transport along actin filament
Cellular component (GO): myosin complex; cytoplasm; vesicle
Molecular function (GO): microfilament motor activity; ATP binding; actin filament binding
Source: RefSeq, a predicted model, not a curated record